Messenger RNA from Suillus bovinus, 834 nucleotides. RefSeq lists its product as uncharacterized. NCBI's taxonomy places the organism in Eukaryota, Fungi, Basidiomycota, Agaricomycetes, Boletales, Suillaceae. The record is from RefSeq and is a predicted model, not a curated record. The transcript is spliced from 4 exons. Bases 1 to 834 code for a protein of 277 amino acids.
AUGGCUCGUCACACAUUGCAUGAGCAAUACCUACACUCAUACCUCAUACUUAUGAUCCUUUGUAUCCUAUUUCACCCUGCAGAGACUGUAGAAGAAGCAGCACAGCAGCUACACUGUGACAUAUCUUGCAUUCUCACCAUCCGGCAAACUUGCUACCUACAAGAACAAUCCCCCAUCGCAAAAGCUGGUAGUUUACACCUUGCUUGGGAAUAUGUCAAAAGUCCAUCUGACCAUGACCGUUUUACCAACAUGCUUCGAAUUUCCCCUGUGGUUUUUGAGGUGUUGCUCGAUUUAAUCGAAGACCAUCCUGCAUUCUAUAAUAAUUCACGCAAUCCUCAAACACCCAUCCAGACUCAGCUUGCUGUCACGCUCUUUCAGAUGGGACAUUAUGGAAAUGGUGGGUCACUAGAGGACAUUGCCCGCCAUGCAGGGAUCUUGAAGGAAGAACCUGAUAAGGGUAGCUACAUGAAUUGUUCGGCACUCAUGAACUUGAUGGAAGUUAAAAUGGAUCAAAUUCAAGAUGGAACUCUCCUCGACGCCAGUCAAAUCCGAUGGUACAACGAUCCCGACGACGAUACUCCACUGCCUGUGCUUCCUGCUCAGGCACGUCGCUCGACUCGUAUCCCACGCCCUGCACCCAAGCUUGUUGACCCCAACAACGCUGUCUUGCGCAAACGCAAGGCUAGCAGGUCAGUGGUCACAAGUGAGGGCUCUGAGGGGGAAAGUGACUGUGAAGGAGACCAGGAUAACAGGGUAACUACGGAUGCAGCUACUGACAUGGAUCAUGAGACAGAUAUCGACGGCAUCACCCCCUCUGAGUCUGCUUCACAGUAG